Symbiodinium natans is the source of this 1326-nucleotide messenger RNA. NCBI's taxonomy places the organism in Eukaryota, Dinophyceae, Suessiales, Symbiodiniaceae. The record is from the annotation of a GenBank genome assembly.
AUGGAUCCCACAGAAGCGGAAUUGCAAGCCAUCCAGACCUUGGCGCACGCUCUGGCAUGGGCUGGAGUGGCUGAUGAUUUGGAGGCCACUCUACGCGAAGCCCUGGGACAACCAGACCGACUGAGGGAAAUCGCACUCAUCCCGAGGGCAGCUUGGGAUACCGCUGUGGCAGCUCUGACCGUCCCUUCCGGCCCGGCACCAGCUGGAGGCGGUCCUCAGCCCACACGCAAUCUAAGCCUAGUCGAGGGCGCCCGAGUGGAAUCCUUCCGUAGGGUCUGCCUCAUCAGAAUGGGCCAGAACCCAGGACUUGACCACGCGGCAAUGGCUCCCGCUGUCCCCGGGCCAGUUGCGCCUCCUGGUCAGCCAAUUGGUGGAGGCUCACGGAAGCUAAAGCUCUCAGCCAUCCUCGACCCUACCUUGGAUGCAGAAGUGCAGCCUCUCCAGCAGGCCGAGCUCCAGACCAUGUACAACGACUACAAGACGAAGUUCGGCGACUUCCCUGGCCCUGACGUGGACCCCUCCCACGACCAAUUGGCGGCCUUGAAGCAAGUCCUCGCCAGCGGUAGCCCACCGUUCGCCGACUUCAGUGUUUUCGGCCCCUACGGACUCAGGCUCCUGCGCAAACAGUCCUUCACGAGCUAUGUCCUCAACGUGGCCACCGGUGAAUGGACCAAGAGGGAGCAGCCAGGCCCAGGCACGUUCCACUCGUGGUACCAGGCCUGGAAGGUGCUCAGGACAGCUCUCCUCUUGCUCGAUGCGGUGGACGCAGAGAGGCUUGACGCCUACUCGGAGCACAUCAGGGCCUUUGUGACUCAGUUCUCGGACGAGGCCUGGUGGAUCGUGUACCGUGCUGACACCAGAAUGAGGUCGGAGCAUCUGGAACGCAUCCGCCGCCAACUUGCUGAAGCCCCGGCGCAUGGGUACACCGCGGACCGUCCGUGGAACGCAGCCUUCGCUGCAGCAACCAAGGAGCAGGACUUCUGGACCAAAGAGCUCGUCACCCCAGCCACCUUGUGGUUGUCACAGAACAGGUCGGGAACCUCACGUUCAAGUGGUGGAGAUGGCUCGCAUCAAGAAGGACCUCCUCUCAAGAAGCAGAAGGCCGCCCGAGCAAAGAGACGCUAUGAAGGAGACGACCUCUCAAAGAAGGACGGAGAUAUCUACACCCACAACAGAAAGGGGGUGGAAAUCUGCCGAGAUUGGAACAAAGGCAAGUGCGGCAAGCCCGCGGCCCAGAGCAAAUGCGACCGCAAGAGAUCCCAUCAGUGCAAUUUGUGCUUGGGACCGCAUCAGGCCUCCGCAUGCCCUGGGCCCAAGGCAAGCUGA